This is a messenger RNA of Plenodomus lingam JN3, 903 nucleotides long. NCBI's taxonomy places the organism in Eukaryota, Fungi, Ascomycota, Dothideomycetes, Pleosporales, Leptosphaeriaceae. The record is from RefSeq and is a predicted model, not a curated record.
AUGUGCAUCGUCUCUUUUCCACCCACCAAGCCCGCUCUCCCUUCUCGGUCUGCUGCAUACCAUCCCCAUGGCCCGACUCUCCCGAUGCAACACCAUGCAGGCCCCCAUUCAGGGACCGAAUCUCCAUUCACUCACAUGCCCUCGCUUAUCAAUGGCUUGAGGCCCGCGUUUAUUCGUCCCCCACGAGUGCUUGUCGGCUUGACGUGCGCCCGUGCUACUCUAGACCGAAUUGGCUUGUGCAGUGGCGGCAACCGAAAGACGCAAAGACGCCCCCGCGCCCCACGAUCACGAUGUUGCGCCAAACAGGUGGCUAGAGGUACGUGUAGCGAAGUCCAGGGCUGCAGUCACACGAAGCGAGCGUGCCUACUUGGGAGCAUGUCAAGUGGACUGGACGGCUUCUGCAUCAAGCAUGGCCUCAACCCUGUCUUCUUUUCACCACAGCUGGCUCCUUUCUGCGAGAGUGUGGAUAAGACGUCCACUCGGCUGCGUGCAAAGCGAAAACUCUGCACGUCUGGCUUCACCUAUAGGACAAGCUUUUGCUUGCACACCAUCUCUCUCCUCACGCCACCUGGCACACCACUCAGUCGCAUCUACAGUACAACCUACAUUGUCCUUAUGUCGAGCAUACCAAGUGCAACAAUUACCUUCUACGAAUGUUGCACACGUCCAUACCUUUUCUUUUCCAAGAUGGUAAUGACUGAUACCGUAACCCAAGAUACAAGGGAGUACAGAAUGGCCCAGUACCUUGGUUUGCAGCUCAUUGACCUCGAGAAAGGAUCCUACUGGAAGACAGCAAGCAUGUACCGUAUGAUAACAGCAGUAUCCAGUUCAGACAUCUGCGACCGUCGACGAUUCGCCAGACAAACAGGUACCACAACACCAGUACAGGGCAAUCCAAGGUGA